AUGGCCGGUGCUGAAGGUGAGGAGGAGAGAUACGAAUUCAUCGGAAAUCUGACGAGGGUGAAUCAAUUCCAUAUUGAACCUUCCCAAGCUAAGAAGGACGUUUUUGAAUCUAAUCUACGUUUGAGAUUCAAAAACUUCAAAGCCAAGUUGGUGAGUGGUUGGAUUUCUAAGACGAGAGAGAUAAGUAAGGUAGAGAAAGGUGAAAAUGAAGGAGAAAAUGAAGGAGAAAAUGAUGGUGAAAAAGAAGGUGAAAAAGCGCCACCGAUAAAGCUCCCUUUUGACAUUUGGAAGCACAUCACACCAGAGGAAUGGGAGGCUUUUGUUGCACAAAAAACAACUCCAGAUGCAGUGGCAAAGCGCCAAAAGUGUUCAAAUUAUGCAAAGAAGAAAAAACAUACUCAUCGGCUAGGUCCCGAGACUUAUGAAGAAAAGAGGAAGAGAUGGAAAGAAAAAGGAUUAUACCCCAACGGUGGCAACACCCGUGCCAAUGAUUGGUGGUGUUCGAUGCAUAGUCUCGACAAAAAUGGGAAAUAUGUAAUUGUUAAUCCCGAAACAAAAGAGGCUUGUGAUAAACUAGUUGAAUAUCAACAAGCAUGUGCCGAAGGCAAGGUUUCUUCAGUUUUAAACAAGGAUCCCUUGUACAUGACUCUUGGACCUGACCCUUCCGGGCAUCCAAGAGGUUUCGGAGGGGUACGUGUUGGCUUGAAAAAGGCGUAUGGUGAAGAAUAUCGCAAGCCCACCAACUCAAACUUCAGUGCAUCUUCAACAGCUUCAGAUAUAGCUUCGAUGAGAGAAGAACUGAAGAAGGAGAUAACUGAGGCAAUCCUACAACAGAUGGGCUUACAAAGCUUGGAGUUGCCCCGCCGUAGCCCUUUGGAUUCAUCAAGCCAACCAAUUCUUGACCUUCAACCACCUAAUGAAGGUCAAGAACCUACUGGAUUUCAACCACCUGCUAGAGUUCAGCCGUCUACUGGAGUUCAACCAAUGCUUGAAGUUCAAUCAAUGCUUGGAGUUCAACCAAUGCUUGAAUUAAAGGAGGAGACGCGUUGCGAACUACUACACCCGGGACAAUCAAAUGGUGAUAAAUUGUAUGUGGUGGCCGAUGCGAAUGCACAACCACAAAGUGACCGACCACUAGUCCACUUCAAGCAAGUCCCGAGUGGUUAUUAUGCGGUGAGCCCAUACAAUGUUCAUGAAGACUAUUUGGAUUGGAUACUUCCGGUGCCCAACAAUUUCCUCCAUACUUUGGCCGAUGCCUCCGGUUCUUAUGUACUAUGGCCAUUUGCAUGGGUGAAGUUUUCAGACGAGGUGUUUUGUGUUUCUAAUUCCACGCCUUUCUAUUUUGCAUAA
This is a messenger RNA of Spinacia oleracea (spinach), 1350 nucleotides long. RefSeq lists its product as uncharacterized. Lineage: Eukaryota; Viridiplantae; Streptophyta; Magnoliopsida; Caryophyllales; Amaranthaceae. The coding region runs from base 1 to 1350 and encodes 449 amino acids. The transcript has 5 exons. The record is from RefSeq and is a predicted model, not a curated record.